This is a messenger RNA of Ctenopharyngodon idella (grass carp), 5292 nucleotides long. RefSeq names its product solute carrier family 13 member 5b (gene slc13a5b). Bases 1974 to 3707 code for a protein of 577 amino acids. Lineage: Eukaryota; Metazoa; Chordata; Actinopteri; Cypriniformes; Xenocyprididae. Gene Ontology annotation, molecular function: succinate transmembrane transporter activity; sodium:dicarboxylate symporter activity; citrate transmembrane transporter activity. The record is from RefSeq and is a predicted model, not a curated record. Gene Ontology annotation, cellular component: membrane. Gene Ontology annotation, biological process: monoatomic anion transmembrane transport; citrate transport. The transcript has 12 exons.
AAAGCAAUCAUAAUACAAUAACGCAAUUAAAAUCUCUCUUCAAAAAAUGUAUAUGAUUUAUCAUUCCUUAUUUUUAUUAUUUCUGCUUUUUUAUAUAUUUAUAAAUCUUUUUAGAGUCUGCAUGCUCCUUAUGUCCCUAAGUCCGUUGUUGCUGCUUCUUUUAGUAUGCAGUGGCCCUUGUGAACUGUGGCCCUUUAAGAUCUCCAAAAUCUUUAGAUCAUUUUCAUAUUUGUGCAGCACUGUUAGUUUCACGAGAUGGCACAUUAUCUUUCUCACUGCAGUUGGCUCUCCAAAUAAUUCUGCUUGUGUUUCAUGAAUAAGGCCAAUUGUUUUAUCACUGAUUUAGAAAAGUGUAGACUGUAGUGUAUUUUUGACACUGAUGUAACCAGUGAGACAAACAUAGUGUUAAUGAGACACAGACUGUUAUUAUCACUUUAAUACUGAUGUCACAUUUUGUCUAUUUUGAUUAGUAUUUCCAUACAGUGAAUUAAAUUUGCAAUUUAUACCACCCCCUUCUCAAAAUAAACAUCACUUCCUCGAAACUUGUUUGUGAUCUUUAUCUGACAGAUACAACAGAGCCAGUGUUUGUCAUUCAUGCUCAUGGGCGCCCCCUAUUAUUACUCAUAUUUGGUGUCUUAAUAAUCUGACAAAUAUGACAUUUCAAGUCACAGAGUCUGUGAGGUGAAGCGUUCAAAAUGUGCAGUGUUCGGUGCACAAGAGCUGGGGAAACACUAGAAUCGAGAACAGCAAGAUAUAAUUGUUAGUUGUAUCCACAAACAGCAUGAUAAAGUAUUAGAAGCUAGUAUUUUGCAAUUUACUUAGCAGCUAAUGAUAAAAACACGCCAUGCCUAUAAGUCGAUUUUACGCUGAACCUUCCCGGAUAAACCUGUUGCCUAUAGAAAUCCACUAGAGGGCGUCCUGCUAUUGUUUCUGUUGUGGAUCAAGCCUUAUAACUGACAGUGAGUUGUUAUAAUGAUGAAAAUAAUUGCAGCCUACAGUCUUCAUUUUCAGUUCGGCAAUUCAGUAAAUGACGCAUGAAAUUCCACCAACUUAUUUCUUGUAACUACAGAUUUUCUUAGGCUAAACUACUUAAAACUCUUAGACAUUAUGGCAUAUCGGGCCUAGUUGUCUCAUGGGAAAUUUGUCACAGUAGCAUCCCAGUAGGCUAAUUAUAAGGUUUUUGGUCAAAAGUCGAAUCACACAAACAUGUGUUUUCUCUAGCAGUGGUUUUCAAAACCCUCCUAAACUAGAAUUUUAAACAAAUUCUGUCCUCCAAUCUACAAUUUCAGUGUCAUAUUUUAUAGCUGGCAUUUUUAGCUAUUGGGUAACAAGUGAUAAACCCACCACACAAUAAAACCCCACUGGCAAGCAUUCAAACAACUAUUUUUUAUAUAAAUGUUAGCCAUGAGCAAGAUGUCACAUGUUAUUUAAACAUGUUAAAUCCAAUUUAAUAUUGCAAUAGCUGUCGGAUAUUUUCUGUUACCUUUCACAUUUUUUAUUUCAAUUAUGUGAUGUUUUUAAUUCAGCUAUAAAGCCUAUAAUAAGCUGUUUAAUGGAAGGUUGAAUUGGAAAAAAAAACAUUAAUGAACAUCCAACUAAACAUUUUACUACAUCAUUCCUUCUUAAACAAUGCAGCACAAUUGAAUAAAACUUUUUUGUUAAUGGUACAUUUGACAAAGCUGUUAAUAUAGCUGUCUAUAACCAUGUUAAAUAAUAUCCACUUUUCUUCUAAAUCUCAUCAGCCCAGAAACAGCAGCUGGUUCCCUAGAGUAUCAUCAAAUUCUAAAGAUAAGAAUAUGAUUUCAAAUCUGGCUGUGUGCAGAAGUCUGUAAUAAUAAUUGCUUUUUCUCUCUCACUCUCCCUGUCCCUCACUCACUCACUCUCUCUCUCACUCCACCCCAUAGAGCAGGUUAAAAGGACGCGUCCAACAGUGUUAAACUUACUUUAUAUGUACAAACUGUCUUUAUUUUGAGAUGUUCCCAACUCUAAAAUCCAUAUGGAACUUGAAGAAUGGGAUUGUUCUUUUCUUCACACCUUUGAUUCUUCUUCCACUCCCAGUGGUCAUCAACACAAGGGAGGCCAGCUGUGCCUAUGUAAUCAUACUGAUGGCAGUAUACUGGUGUACUGAGGCUCUUCCUUUAGCUGUCACAUCACUGCUACCUGCUGUCCUCUUCCCCAUGUUUGGCAUCAUGCAGUCCAAAAUGGUGUGUAUGCAGUACCUGAAAGACACUAACAUGCUGUUUGUGGGUGGACUGAUGGUCGCUGUGGCAGUUGAACACUGGAACCUCCACAAACGUAUCGCCCUGAGAGUGCUGCUCAUUGUUGGGGUGCGCCCAGCGCUCCUGAUGCUGGGUUUCAUGGGGGUGACAGCUUUCCUCUCCAUGUGGAUCAGUAAUACGGCUACCACGGCCAUGAUGGUCCCCAUUGUGCAGGCUGUGCUGGAACAGCUGAACAAACAGGAGACAGAGCCUUCACAGAUGACCUGCAGUGAGGAGCGGCCCCAGGCCCCUGAGGCGGAGUACAAACAGACGGCAAAAGACAGAGACAGAGAAGUGGUGCUACGCAUUUUGGAUGUCUCAGCAGAGGCCAAGCAAAAGGAGUCAGCAGAAAAGCGGCUCAUGGCUAAAGGCAUGACUCUGUGUGUGUGCUAUGCUGCCAGCGUUGGAGGAACGGCCACACUCACAGGCACCGGACCCAACCUAGUACUUAAGGGCCAGAUGAAUCAAUUAUUUCCUGACAAUGGUGAUGUCAUCAACUUCGCCUCAUGGUUUGGGUUUGCGUUCCCCAACAUGAUCAUCAUGCUGACGAUAGCUUGGCUCUAUCUUCAGUUCGUUUUCAUGGGAUUCAACAUUAAGAAGACAUGGGGAUGUGGGGCGGUAAAAUCUGAGAAGGAAAUAGCUGCCUACAAUGUGAUCCGGGAACAGCAUCUUCUGCUGGGACCAAUGUGUUUUGGUGAACUCAGCGUUCUGGCUCUCUUCAGUUUGCUUGUGGCGUUGUGGUUUACUCGAGAUCCUGGAUUUGUGGCAGGCUGGGCAACACACACCUUCAACACUGAAGCAGAAUAUGUGACAGAUGCUACAGUUGCAGUCUUCAUUGCCAUGUUGCUCUUCAUUCUUCCAUCAAAACCACCGCGGCUUUGCUUCUGGUCAUCAACUAGCUCUGAAACAGAGCCUCAGCUAUCUUCAGCACCCCUGCUCUCCUGGAAAAUAGCUCAAAAGAAGUUACCCUGGAACAUAGUUUUGCUUCUAGGUGGAGGAUUUGCCCUGGCCAAAGGUAGUGAGGAGUCAGGUCUAUCCAGAUGGAUGGGAAACCAGUUAACUCCCCUACACAGUAUCCCUCCCUGGGCCAUUGUUAUCAUCCUGUGCCUCUUGAUUGCUGUUUUCACUGAAUGCACCAGCAAUGUGGCCACAGCAACCCUUUUCCUACCUGUUCUUGCUACAAUGUCUCAAUCUGUUGGAAUCAACCCUCUGUACGUCAUGGUGCCAUGCACACUCAGCGCUUCAUUCGCGUUCAUGUUACCUGUGGCAACUCCUCCAAAUGCUAUAGUCUUUUCUUACGGAUACCUCAAGGUUUCAGACAUGGCAAAAACUGGCAUGAUGAUGAACAUCAUAGGGAUUUUAUGCAUCACCUUAGCCAUCAACACCUGGGGCAAGGCCAUGUUCAACCUAGGUUCUUUCCCUGCAUGGGCCAACCAAACAGUAAUAUGAUGGACAGUACGAGGCCAAAUGCAAACCAGCAAGCUGCUCGUUUUCUUCCCAUUAUUCUCAUAAACUUCAUGGAUCAAAGCUGUAGCACAGAGAAACUGGAAUUUGCCAUGUCUUGCAGGAUUAUUUUGCACAUUCAUAACCUCUUUCACUUAAGGGUCUGACUAACUAAGCAGCAACAUAUGCUAUGUUCAAAAAUUUGGGGUCAGUAAGAUGUUUUGAAAGAAGUCUCUUAUGCUGACCAAAACUGCAUUUAUUUUAUUAAAAAUACAAUAAGAACAAAAAUAUUGAGAAAUAUUAUUAUAAAUUAAAAUAAUUUAGUUUUUAAAAUAUUUUAAAAUGUUUGUGUGUGUGUGUGUGUGUGUGUGUGUGUGUGUGAUGGGAAAGCUGAUUUUUUUAGCAGCCAAUACUCUAGUCUUUGUCUCCUUUCUGAAUGAAAGCAUUAUUAAAAAAAAAAAAAAAAACCCUCUUACUGACCUCAAACACUUUUGAACAGUAGUAUACAUGAUCAUCACAUUUUGAGUUGACAAAAGUUUAUCUAACAAAUAUAUAGUGACUCAAAAUAAGAAAGCAGAGAACGAACAAGAAGUGGAACCAAUUAUUUUAUACAUUUAUGUAUUUUCAAGCAUGUCUUUCACACAAUGUUUAGAUGACGUGCUAAUCUGUCAAUCUGACAAGCAAUCCUUUCCUUAGCUAAAUAAUAAGCCAGCAUAGUUAAUACUAAUUAUAAUUCACCAUUUGAAUUUCUCUGGGAUAAAUGUGCCUGAAAUAUGAAAGCCUCACCUAACUGCCUUAAAUCUCAGGGCACUGAACUGGAAAAACACAUCGGGCAAUUUCCUACAUUAAAUGAAGCAAAUACCUCAUGAUUUUGACACAUCAUAGUUCAUAACAGGUGUACUGAAUAUGUUUUGGACAUUUAUAAAUUUGGGCAAUCAGACUAUUAAAAUCUCUCUAUGUUGUUGUUAUUUAACAGCGUUUACAGUAUGUAAAAUAUGCAACUUCAAUACUGUGUGUACAUCUAUCGUUCAAAAUUUUAUAAUUCCACUGAAUCCACCAAUCAGUGAUUACUGUACCUAUAGCAUAAAAAUGACUUGAAUAUUUGUAAAAUUAAAAUACCACACAAUUGUAAAGCAUAUGACCUUAGUUUGAAUGAGGGAUGGUCUUCCAGAGUUUAAUGCACCUAAAACUGUAUCUUCCAGUGUGAUGUGUGAGUUCAUUGAUACACUGUAUCUCAUUUUGUUUGAAUGAAUACUGCAAUGCUUACUGAAUCUUUCUUUUGGAAUUUUGGAGAAAUUAUAAGAAUAAAUCUGUUUAUGAAAAUAAAGCACUUAUAGGGCAUGACUGUAAAGGAAAUUUGUCCUCAAACUGCUGUUCUGUUAUGUUAAAGAGAUAAAUCUGAAUAAAAUCCAUAUCUUUCCCUACAACGUUAUGCUUGUUGUUGAUCCUAAAUGUCACAUUCCUUUCAAUGUCUUGUAUACAGACGUGGACAAAAUUGUUGGUACCCUUGAUAAAUAUGAUCAAAGAUGACUGUAAAAAUAAAUCUGCAUUGUUUAUCCUUUUGAUCUUUAAUUCAUAAAAUUAGCAAAAA